AUGUCCAAAACGCUUGUAGACGAUACGAUUCAUGAAAAAGUGCUUUCGUAUCUGUCUGACUAUGCCGCCAAAGGGCCCAAUAUGAUCUCUGUCUUUAUUACUUGGAACGUAUUAGAUAUCAUACAUGAUGUGAUCUUUCAAACUGAGCAAGAUUAUAGAAUUACAGCAUUAGUCAUAAAGUUUCUCGCCAGAUUGCUUGCCAACGAUGACAGACAGCAAGCGAGGCUGUACAGAAAACUGAGUGAGACGCAGAGAGGGAUACUGGAUUACAUAAUCAUUAACAUUUUUGCUAAGGAAGCAUUG
Paraglomus occultum is the source of this 303-nucleotide messenger RNA. The record is from the annotation of a GenBank genome assembly. NCBI's taxonomy places the organism in Eukaryota, Fungi, Glomeromycota, Glomeromycetes, Paraglomerales, Paraglomeraceae.